AUGUCGACCGGACAGAUCAUGAGAAUGGCGGCGGCGAGAAUCAUCAACCUCGAGUCCCGAACCGUCGACGUGGAGGCACUUUUCAAGAACCCGUUCGACCUCUGCCUCUCCAGGAUUUCCUACGAGGACGCGCGCAACGUGGAGCUCGUGGAGUACGUCCUCGCCGCCGCCGAGAAAGUCGGCAACCGCCAGUUCGAGCUCGCCGCCGAAUUGCUCCGCCUCUGCGACUGCCUGUCUUCGCCGGCCGGGAACCCCGUCCAGCGCGUCGCUCACUACUUCUCACGCGCGCUCCGCGAGAAAAUCGCGAGAGGAACGGGAAUGCUCACGGCGGGGGAAGAAAAAAACCGGCAGCAACCGGGAGAUUUUCAAAACGGCGCCGUACAAGCGCUGUACGAGAAAAUCCCAUUCUGCCAGGUGGCGCACCUCGCGGUGACGCAAGUGGUGCUGGAACACGUGUCCCACGCCAAGAGGAUCCACGUCAUCGACCUGAGGAUUCGGAACGGGAUGCAGUGGAUCCCACUUAUGCAGGCUCUGGCGUCGUCCCAGUGCGACCGACACGUGGAGAUUCUGAAGAUCACGGCCGUGGGGACUACAGCGGGUCCCACCACGAGGCGGGAUAUUGAAGACACGGGGAGAAGGCUGACGAGUUUCGCCAAGGCCAUGAAUCUUAUGUUUGAGUUCAAGGUCGUGAUGGUUUCGGUCAUAUCUGACGUACAAGAUGAUAUGUUCGACCUCGAUCCUCGAGAAGCCACGGCUGUGUACUCGGAGUUCUACCUCAGAAAGCUGGUGGGCACGGGAGGGCCAGCCAGCGACCAAAUGGACAAGCUGAUGGCCACGAUCAGAGCCAUCGGGCCGCGAGUGAUGGUGGUGGUGGAGGCCGAGGCGAACCACAACUCCUCGAACUACGCGCGUCGGUUCGUGGACGCCCUGUUCCACUAUGGUGCACUAUUCGACUGCAUCGGCGAGUGCAUGGUGGAACCGAACGAUUCGGGUCGGGUCGAGUUGGAGUCGAGGGUGCUGGCCGGGUGGAUUCGAAACAUCGUGGCGGCGGAAGGGGAGGAGAGGAAGAUAAGGAGUGUGACGAUGGACGUGUGGAGGACACUCCUUGCUAGGUUCGGAUUAGGGGAGGCAAAGAUGAGCGCGUUGGUGCUUUAUCAGGUGGGUUGGGUGUUGGGCCGGUUUUCGUGUGGGCGGUUUUGUAAAGUCGACAUUAAUGGGAAGAGUAUAGUAAUUGGGUGGAAGGGUACGCCCAUUGUUUCGAUUUCUGCCUGGAAGUUUAGCCGUCCCAGAAAACAAAACGGUGAUGAUCGCAAUUAG
Molecule: messenger RNA, 1317 nt
Organism: Linum tenue
Lineage: Eukaryota; Viridiplantae; Streptophyta; Magnoliopsida; Malpighiales; Linaceae
Source: the annotation of a GenBank genome assembly